Molecule: messenger RNA, 1338 nt
Organism: Mya arenaria
Lineage: Eukaryota; Metazoa; Mollusca; Bivalvia; Myida; Myidae
Exons: 2
Coding region: 54-932 (292 amino acids)
Source: RefSeq, a predicted model, not a curated record
UAACUAUUUAACAAUUUUAGUCGUUUUAAAUGAGAAACAAUUCUCGUGCAUAAAUGGCAUUUGCUGGAAUCGGCGCUAGUUCCAGGCCAUCGGGACACUUUAAGAUCAAGGUAGACAAUUUACAUGUUGACGAAGAUUCGGCGUGUGGCUGCUUGAAGUUGUCCCCAUCGCGACGGAGUGUGGCGAGGGCCUCUCGCAUGAAGAUGCUGAGGGAGCGGAUACGGCAGUUCAGCAUCUGGUACUCGGAGACGGAGGAGGAGCGCGAGAAUUACCGCUUCAAGCUCCGAAAACAGCGACAGGAGCUCAAACUGCAGCUGGUCACCACCCGGGCGCUACGGUUUCUACGCUGGUUAUACGGGGUCGCCUGGAUUCUCGCCAUAGUCGGUGGGCUCUUUGUGUUAUGCAGCUCAAUUAAAGUCAUUGGUGGUAUAACGCCAUUUUAUAAAAAACAGAAACUGUACAGAGGGCUUGGAGUAUGCUUCUUAGCUUUAGGGAUGAUAAUACUGCUUGUUGCCACUGGUGUAAAGCAUAAGCUGCGUACUAGAGAAAAUAAGCCGCGGGGGACUUUUUACAUUGUGGAGAAAAAUAAAAGAACAAAACCUGUACUGGAACAAAUGAGCUCUUUCGAAUCUGAAGAUUCUGGAAACGUUGAAGAUAUGGAAAUAAAAACCACCUCCCCGGAGAGGCAAUCUCGCAAGCGAUACAUGUAUCAAUUAGACGGUGAACACGAGUCCAGUCUUGCGUCUGCACCUCCAUUUGAUGAUCCAGUGUCAAGGAACACGUUUGACGCAGCAACUGAUACAACAGACAACCGGGACGAGAGAGCAAGACAAAGUCGCAGAGCCUGGGCAAAGUCUAGAUGGAUGAGGGAAGAAUGGCGCAGUUCCAGGGAGACGGAGGACUGUGUAAACGUGAUUAUGCCAGAACAAUGACAGGGAGCGUUUAAGUCAUCACCGGGUGUCCACGCCUGGCUACAUUCCGUUCAAAAGUUAAAUGGAGUAUAACGGAAUGGGUGUGGCAGCACCCGGGUACCCGGCUAGACGCUUCGUUGGCAUGUUUACAAUUUGACGUUGAGCGUACGGAGGUCAUCUAACACAAUUUCUUACAUUUAACUGCAUUAAGCUUGCAGAAUAAUUAUAGAGCAUUAACAGAUUUUUAAUCUUUUGGCUCAAAUCAACAUUGAUUAAGCUCUAUUGCAGAUCCUGGCGGGGUAUAAGCACAUGCUCAGUCUUGCUAACAUGUAGUUAGUUUAAUAAACAUACGUACUUUAUGAAUAAGAUAUACAUGUACCUAUUUUUUUCCAAGUUAAUUACAUUUGAAUAAAAAAGUCAAAGAAAA